Messenger RNA from Pungitius pungitius (ninespine stickleback), 3070 nucleotides. RefSeq names its product shugoshin 2 (gene sgo2). NCBI's taxonomy places the organism in Eukaryota, Metazoa, Chordata, Actinopteri, Perciformes, Gasterosteidae. The transcript is spliced from 9 exons. Gene Ontology annotation, biological process: meiotic chromosome segregation. Gene Ontology annotation, cellular component: chromosome, centromeric region; nucleus. The record is from RefSeq and is a predicted model, not a curated record. The coding region runs from base 6 to 2972 and encodes 988 amino acids.
CGCGCAUGCGUACCACUGCGGCGGACUUUUUUUGUUUAGGUUCAAAAUGGAAUCACACAGCAGCGAUUCAAACGUGUCGAUGUAAUGAUCCGCUUGACCAUUCCAAGGUCCCCAACAAAGACACCUGUUUUGGGGCUGAAUGCAGUGCUGACCAGCGCUCUUUAACGAUUUUUGUCACGAUGGCGUCUCCUGGUGUCCAUCCAACUAUGUUAAACAUGAAGACAAUGGCACCUCUGAAGUCUUCCAAGAAGACUUCAGUCAACGCUACAGCAUCCAUGAUCAAAAACAAGAUCCUCAACACCUCCUCCUUCUUCAAGGUCUCUCUGAAGACCAACAACAAGGCCUUGGCUCUUGGUCUGCAGGCCCAGAAGGAGAGGAGCAGGCAGCUGGAGAUGCAGGUCGUGUGCCUUCAGAAACAAGUGAAAGCUCUGUGCUUCGAGAUGUCCGCCAAGAACCACAAGGACAGGAAACUGCUCCUCUUCUUCAAAUCUAUGCAUAGCAACACUGUGCAGCAAUUGGACAUGUUGGCUGAGCUGUUCCCUGACAGUGGUCUUCCCAAACUAUCGGAGGAAAACAAGGCCUCGUCUGGUGAUGUCAUCAAAGAAAAUCUUUCAGUGGGAUGUCUCACUCAUCAGUUACCUCCUCCGUCGGAAGUAGCACGGCAUUUGUUACCAGAACCGAAAGUACCGGCUGACUUGCCUGAAAACAAGAUCUCAGCAGAUGACGGACCCAGAUUGUCCACUGAUUUUUUCAAUAACCACAUAGAUGCUGAGAAAACGCAUUCAAGCCAGUUCCUCCAAGCUCCCCGGGCGGGAACGUCCCGUCCCUCCAGCAGCCUGAGCGAGGAGGUGGAGAGGCUGUCUAUGCUCUUCUCUCAAUCCGGGUGUGAACAUAAGCCUCUUCCCGAUCUUCAGAAGACUUGUUUUUCCCGCCCGUCUGAAAAACCUACACCAUCUCCGCCUGACGACGUCUCCCUUCCCAGUAGCUCAGACAGAGGAAGCCAACCGGAGCAUGGGAAGACAGAAGAGAGGACGUUGCUUCUGAAUAGCACGAUGGAGAUGACGCUAAGCCAUGCCGCCGAUAUAGUCAACGUGGAGACCAAGGCCAAACCAACCGGCCGCACUGGCAAGCUGAGGAAGAUGAACAAGGAACGCGCCCGUGGGUCCAGUGUAGCCGACGAUCCAGAAGCAAAGAACUUGGCAGAUUGUAGGGCGACUGAGGUUCAGAGCGCUUUGUCACAGGCAUGUGAGGCAUCGGAAGACGUUGGGGACCCAGGGCUUCAGCCUGCCAAAAGCCAGAGUACGAGUGUUGCUCCCUCCCACAUUCCCAAAUUGGUCAAGACUGUCAAGUGUCAGAAAAGGCCGAGGGAGCAAUUAAAGGACCGCAGCAAGUCAAAAACGGCGUCCCAAGACAUCGCCACACCGGACCUGGACGAUUAUUUCAUGGGUCCCAUUUCCAGCAAAUAUUUGAAAUUGUCCCCAGAGAAGGAUGCCUCAGUAGCUCGGACCACGGUCACACGCAGGACGUCCCGGACCAAAGCCGGCAGCGCGUCCUCGGUCUCCCGCAAAACGUUUGGCGUUUUGCCCCCGCUUUUGCGUGAAAGCGAGACCAGCGGGUCCAACUUGGAACAGGCCGGGGAUGAGGAAGACGGAGGAGAGGCGGCGGUCACACGUCCAGGGUCGGAACACGCGGGCGACAAACCACAGCGCAAAAUGAAGGCCAAUUCCAGGGGAAGCAACAAGUCCAGAUGCAGACGGACGUUUGUCGUCUCAGCGGUCGGGGAGAGCUCCGCCGGCGCGUCGCCCGAAGUGGAGCGCGACGUGAGGCCUCCUGCGAGAUCCUCCAGGCGCGUGGGAGUAGAAGAAGAAGAGCCGCCGGCGGCGGUCGAGGACGCGGACGUCGCGCCGGAGCCCUGCGGGUCGAACCCACGCGGGCACAGCGGCGGGGAGACCCCUCGCCCGGCCAGCCCGGACUCAGGAGGCCCCGAGGGCGGUUUGAGCCGCGGCCCGGACGCGUCGGGGCCGGCGGAGCAGGACGCCGCUUCGGGGGCCGAGUUUCAGACGCCCAAGAGAGCCCGGAGGGACGGACGGAGUCGAACCCGCAGGAAGACGGCCACUGAGAGGGAGGAGUGUGACGGCCGCUUGAAUGAGGGGAAAAAGAAGAGCAGCCGGAGCGGCGGCGGCGGGUUCGGAGCCGAGGACGAAGCGCGUCUCCUCGAGGCCUCGCCGGAGGAUGUCCCGGAGGAUGUCCCAGUGGAUGUACCGGUGGAUUUCCCGGUCCCGCGUUCCGACCACAGUGAAAAGGGUGACCUCUACGAACAUCUGUUCGGCGCCCACCCCUCCGGGUCGAGGGCGCGCGCGGCUCGGGACCCGAAGCGGAGGGGAAAGCUGCACAAGCCGCAGGCAGCCACAGAGGACCGAAGCGCCAGAAAGACGUUCGUUGUCUACCGGCGGAAGACUCGGGACCACGUUGCACCAACCCACGCGGCGGCGUCCGGCGCGCUGCGGGGACACGCGUGGGACGCCCGCGACGAGGCGGGCCGCCGCACCGCGGGCAGCCUGCUGGCGGAUGAGAUGCCCCCGUGGCUGGACUCGGACGCCAGCGGCGCCGACAGCGAGGCGGAUUCCUCACUCGCGGCCCCCGGGAGGGAGACGUCGCGCAGAGCGCCGGCGGUCCAGGAGCCCCCCGGUGUGACAGCGCAGGCCUCUCCAGCGGGAAGAGUCUUUACGUCACUGACCAACACCAUUCAAAGCCCGGGCAGCGAGAGCACAGGCAGGACCAGGAGGGGCAAAAAGGUCGUCAGUUAUAAGGAGCCCCCCCUCAACAGCAAAAUGAGGCGCGGCGAUCGAUUCACAGACAGCGCGUUCCUGAGUGCUCCCAUCUUCAAGGACGAGAAGAAGAAGAAGAGGCAGAAGAUCAAGAACAAACCAAAGCUGGAAACAUCCAUUUUUGUGGACUUUCCAACUGACUGAUAAUUUAGGGGGUUUUUUUUGUUUUUAGAUUAUUAUUUUUUACUAUAUCUGAAGUUGCUGGUUUGCUCAAGCUUAAUAAAGACCUUUUCAGCUUCUGA